UUUGUUUGACUAUGGCUGCAAAGCUUACUGAAGCUCUUCUUCUAUACCUUCUCUGCUUCAUACUCAGUGUGUCUAACAGCCUUCGCAUCUAUGGUUGCAAAGAAGGUGAGAGAAAAGCACUACUUAAUUUCAAAGCAGGGCUUAAAGAUCCUGGUGGACGAUUAUCGUCUUGGAUCGACCAAGACUGCUGCAUCUGGAGAGGAGUUCAAUGCGAUGACCAAACAGGGCAUGUUGUUCAACUUGAUCUUGGGAACAAGAUUCCUCUUCAUGACAUGUUUCAAUAUGGCAGACGUUCUCAGCCAUUGAAAGGUGAUCAUAUCAACCCUGCUUUGCUUGGCUUGAAACACUUGCAAUACUUGGAUCUGAGCAUGAACUUCUUUGGAGGUAUUCAAAUCCCUGCUUUCUUAGGUUCAUUCCAACAGCUCCGCUAUCUUGAUCUUUCUUGUGCUGGUUUUAGUGGAGUAGUUCCUCAUCAGCUUGGCAAUCUCUCAAGUUUGCAAUAUCUUGAUCUCUCUAAUGUAUUCUAUUUGCCUUGCAACCAUCUCCAAUUAGCAAGAAGUCAUUGGCUCUCAAAUCUUUCAUCUCUUCAGUACCUUAACUUGAAUUUUGUUGAUCUCUCCAAAGCAUCUGAUUGGCUGGAAUCACUAAAUACUCUGCCAUUAAUCUCAGAAAUAAAUUUAUCAAACUGCACUCUGGAGCUCCCUCUUUCUCUUGCACAUGUUAACUUCACCAAGCUUAAAGUUCUUGAUCUUUCUCGUAACUAUGUUCAUUCUGGAGUCCCACCUUGGUUGUUCAAGUUAAGAAGCCUGGAGAAUCUAGAUUUGAGUGACAAUGCUUUCAAAGAGCUUAUUCCAAGUGCUAUUGGAAAUUUAACAUCUCUUAGAGUCCUCAACCUUGCCAACAAUAGAGUCCUAGAAGGUGGAGUGCCACUGAGCUUAAAAAACCUCUGUUGCAUUAAAGAUAGUCUGGAGACACUGAACUGGAUUUCUAGUGAACUCAAGGGACAUUUUCCAAAUUGGCUAGGCAGACUCAAGUCACUCAAGAUGCUCAAUCUCUAUUACAACUCAUUUUAUGGUCCAUUCCUUCAACUCGGGCUUCAUUCUUUGAAAAAAUUGGAUAUUUCUCGCAAUACAUUGAAUGGAAGUGUCCCAGUAAAUUUGGGUCAACUAUAUCCUAAACUUGAGUUCUUGGAUUUUGCUUAUAAUAAUUUGACGGGUGUUUUGACCGAAGCUCACUUGGCAGGUCUUGCAAAACUUCAACAUCUUGGCAUUUCUGCUAAUGAAUUUUGGGUUGGUCUUGGUUCAUCAUGGGUGCCCCCUCUUGGCUUAAAGACGCUUCUCAUGUUUGACAGUAAAUUAGGACCAGGAUUUCCUCCAUGGAUUCAAAAGUUGGAGAAUCUCUCGGUUGCUGACUUCUCGAAUGCUGGAAUUUCAGACACUCUACCAGAUUGGUUUUGGAAUUUUUCAAAGAAUCUUCAACUUGUACGUUUAUCAAAUAAUGAUAUCAAAGGCAAGCUUCCGGUUUCAUUAGAGCAUCUCUCGGGUCUUCUGUAUGUUGAUCUGAGUGGAAACUCAUUUCAAGGAUCAGUGUCACAAUUUCCUGCAAAUUUGGAGUACUUGUUUUUGUCUUCCAACAAGAUAGCAGGAAGGAUCCCAGAAACUCUAUGUUAUCUGAAGAAGCUGGCAGCUCUUGAUCUCUCUAAAAAUCAACUUAUUGGUGAAAUUCCUGAGUGCUGGAAUCAUUCUUUCCAACCAAGAUUAUCCACUUUUGAUCUGUCCGACAAUCAAUUAUCUGGAGGUAUUCCUACAACCAUUUGUUCUCCAUCCUUGACUUAUUUGCAUUUGAGCAACAAUAAUUUGUCAGGAGAGCUUCCUUUAUCUUUGAGAAAUUGCAGAGCGUUGACGACUCUUGAUCUUGGCCAGAAUAAGAUAGGUGGAAGCAUACCAACUUGGCUUGCAAACAGCUUACUGAACUUGGAGGUUCUUCGACUCCGAUAUAACAUUCUUGCUGGCGAUAUUCCUCCUGAGUUGGGUAACCUUACCGGUCUUCGUGUCAUAGACUUUGCAUAUAAUUAUCUGUCAGGAACCAUACCAUACAAUCUCGGCAAUCUUAGAGCUAUGAAAUUUGCUCCUAAAAUAUUCUAUAACACUAAGGUUGCACUUGAGAUAUAUGAUAAAAUCUCCUUUGAUUUUGUUGACAGCAUGGAAAUUCUUUAUAUGGUAUCAAAUAAACUCCUCAUAGGCUACAUGGAUAAUGUCUAUGUGAAUUUGAAAGGGAGGGAUGUUCAAUAUGAUAAGCUGCUACCACUUCUGAUAUCCAUUGACCUCUCAAGAAAUGAGUUAUCAGGGGAGAUUCCUGAAGAACUAAUGUAUCUUUCUUAUUUGCAAAAUCUGAAUUUUGCUGGAAACCAUUUGACAGGAAGAAUCCCAGAAAAGAUGGGCAUGUUAUUGAAGUUAGAAUCACUUGAUUUAUCGAACAAUGAUCUUUCAGGUGCUAUUCCAACAACAAUGAUCAUGUUGUCUUUCUUAAGUCAUCUGAACCUAUCAUAUAACAACUUAUCUGGAAGAAUUCCACAGGGCGGGCAGUUUCUAGCACUUCCAGAUCCUUCUAUCUAUUUUGGCAACUAUUUUCUUUGUGGUUUUCCACUGGACAACAACUGCGAAGAUAUUUGAUGAACAAACUAGUGUACCAUACUCGAAUGAUGAAGAUGAGGUAGAGAAGAUAGGGUUCUACGUGAGCAUUUCCUUGGGAUACAAUCUUGGAUUUUGGGUUCUUUUGGGUGUGUUGCUACUCAACAAGAAAUGGGGAUAUGUGUAUUUUCAAUUUGUUGAUUAUUUACUCUUUGCAACUUGGGAUUGGCUUUGGAAAGGAAAGAACCGAUACUCUGUAGAUGUACAAAUAUGGUGCCGCUACUCACAAGCAUGUCAUAGUGUAUAGCUUGGUGAUAUGCCUAUCGUCAAAUAGUAUAAUGUAAAAUGACAUUAUAAUUUCUUUAGCCUUUCAUGUAGGCCAUGUGGGACAUGACUUGCCAUUAUCGUAUGGUCCUUUCUCUUUAAAUAAAAUGUGUGCUUUGUUUA
Messenger RNA from Dioscorea cayenensis subsp. rotundata (Guinea yam), 3077 nucleotides. Its product is annotated as receptor-like protein EIX2. NCBI's taxonomy places the organism in Eukaryota, Viridiplantae, Streptophyta, Magnoliopsida, Dioscoreales, Dioscoreaceae. The record is from RefSeq and is a predicted model, not a curated record. The transcript is spliced from 2 exons. Gene Ontology annotation, molecular function: protein binding. The coding region runs from base 12 to 2672 and encodes 886 amino acids.